CGGGAAGUUUGGUAGUAAAUGAGAAGGGCAGAGAAAAGAAUGAAGGACUCGGCAAAUUUCUACGUUUUUGACUCAUUAGUUUAGCGUUGAUUAUUGAGUGGCGAGUCAAGUACCGACCCUCGACUCAGCGGAAGAUCAAAAAUCGCUUUCGUUCCCCUCUUCCCUCUUCCCUUUCCAUGGUGACGUUUUGUCAAACCAGAGGGAAAAAAAAAGCUCAAUGGGUUCUUUGACGUUUUGUGGGAUGUGGUGGGAAAUUGGCGGAGGACCCACUUGCAGAGGAGGAGAAACAGAUGAAUUUUGUUGAAAUUAAACACUCUCCAGUCUCCUCCCCCUUCUGGCUUUUGCUGUUCUAUUUCGAAUUGCGUGGAUUUGAAGAAAGUUUUGGCUAUUUUCAGGCAAAAUUUUGGGCCAGGAUAUGCCGAGGAGAAUAUUUUUGUGUCCUCUAUUUCUAUUUUGGUGACUAUGAAUUGGUGGGGUUCUGAAAUUCUAUCUGAUCUUAGAUUUUUCCGAUCCAACAGUCUCUGCUGCUUCCUUUGCCUUUUUCAGGAAAAAGUUUUGCAGCUAAGCAAUCCCAAGUAAUAAAGUUUCGAGCAUGGGUUGGUUGACCAAGCUUUUCAAAGGUCCUAAAAGCUCAUACAGGGAAAAAUAUGGAAACGAUAGAAUUUGGGAUGAACCUCAAACCUCUGUGGAUGAUUUGACGGAAUAUGAACAAGAGGAAAUCGAUUAUGCAAUUGCACUAUCUCUUUCGGAAUUAGAUCAUGAGGGGAAAGCAGCAAUAGAUGAAGAAGUUCACAGUGAAGAAGAUGAACAGAGUACCAAAGCCGAAUCAGAGGAUGACGAUCAGAUUACUAAGUCUCAAAUGGAGGAAGAUGCGCGACUUGCCAAAGCUCAAAUGGAGGAAGAUGAGCGACUUGCCAAAGCUCAAAUGGAGGAAGAUGAGCGACUUGUCAAAGCUCAAAUGGAGGAAGAUGAGCGUGCUGCCAAAGCUCAAAUGGAGGAAGAUGAGCGAGUUGCUAGCACUCUAGUGGAGGAUGAUGAAAAGGUUACUAAAUUUCAAGCUGAAGAAGACGAACAGCUUGCCAGAGCGCUCCAAGAAAGUUUAAACAUAGAGCCACCACCUCCUAGAUACGAUACUGGAAAUAUUUUCAAUCCUUUUCCUUUAUUUUAUCCAUCAGGAUACAGGAUCUGUGCCGGGUGCAAUAUUGAGAUCGGUCACGGUCGGUUUUUAAGUUGCAUGGGAGCUGUUUGGCAUCCAGAAUGUUUCCGGUGCCAUUCUUGCAAUGAACCCAUAACAGAUUAUGAGUUUUCUAUGUCUGGGAACCGACCUUAUCACAAAUCGUGCUAUAAGGAGCAGCAUCACCCAAGAUGUGAUGUUUGUCGGAACUUUAUUCCUACUAAUUCUUCUGGUCUUAUUGAGUAUAGAAAGCAUCCUUUCUGGUCACAACAAUAUUGUCCUUCACACGAACGAGAUGGAACUCCAAGAUGUUGUAGCUGUGAAAGAAUGGAGCCAAGAGACACUAGUUACCUGUUACUUGACGAUGGGCGGAAACUCUGUUUAGAGUGUUUGGACUCGGCGAUUAUGGAGACUCUCGAAUGUCAACCUCUAUACCUCGAAAUUCAAGAAUUUUAUGAGGGUCUAAAUAUGAAAGUGGAACAGCAAGUUCCCAUGCUGUUGGUUGAGAGGCAAGCGCUAAAUGAGGCCAUGGAGGGAGAGAAAAACGGUCAUCAUCACUUGCCUGAAACUAGAGGACUUUGUUUAUCCGAAGAGCAGACCGUCGCUACUAUCUCAAAGAGGCCGAAGAUUGGGGCGGGCUACCGUAUAAUAGACAUGUUUACAGAGCCUUAUAGAUUAGUUCGACGAUGUGAAGUCACUGCUAUUCUAGUUUUGUAUGGCCUUCCUCGGUUAUUGACAGGAUCAAUCUUGGCCCAUGAGAUGAUGCACGCAUGGCUCAGGCUUAAAGGAUAUCCCAAUUUGAAGCCCGAGGUUGAAGAAGGCAUAUGCCAAGUAUUGGCUCACAUGUGGUUGGAUUCUGAGAUGUAUUCCAUCUCUGGAAGCAGUGCUGCCUCCUCGUCCUCGUCCUCGUCCUCGUCCUCAUCCUCAUCGUCAUCACCUUCAUCAUCCUCGUCCUCAUCAACAUCGUCAAAGAAGGGUAAACGAUCCGACUUUGAGAAGAAACUUGGGGACUUUUUCAAACACCAGAUCGAGUCAGAUACAUCAUCGGCUUAUGGAGAUGGAUUUCGGGAAGGGAACGAGGCCGUGUCCAAGUAUGGCCUAAAGAGAACCCUCGAUCACAUUCGGUUGACCGGAACCUUCCCAUAGAGUAACAUUCAUUUAAGCUCAACCUUUACCUCUGAUAUAUAACUUAGUUCAUACAAAAAACACAUUAUAGUACAGUAAUGAGAAAAAUUCAAAAUAAGCAUUGAAAAAUUCUCUGCAAUUAGUGUGAAGCUCUAUUAAAUAAUUAUGUUUAGCAUAAAAUGUAUUUUUCUUACCUGUAUGUAUGGAAUUUUCAAACAGGAGUCAGGAUGAAUACAAAAGUUUUGCUCUUAUUGGCUGUGAAACUCAUUUUUAUUUGAA
This is a messenger RNA of Momordica charantia (bitter melon), 2578 nucleotides long. The record is from RefSeq and is a predicted model, not a curated record. Lineage: Eukaryota; Viridiplantae; Streptophyta; Magnoliopsida; Cucurbitales; Cucurbitaceae.